AUGACCAGCGACAGCAGAAAGCAAGACUCCGUAGUGUCUACGGAGCCUGGGGUACAAGUUGCAUCUCCCGAGUUUGGUAGGCGGAGGGUGCUCUCAAACAUCUCACGAAAGAUCUGGGGCGACGACCCGCGAGAGAGGAAAUACGUUCGGAAGUUGGACACAUUCCUCUUCUCUUACGUACUUCUCGGAUACUUCAUCAAGUACCUCGACCAGAAUAACUACAGCAAUGCGUUCGUUAGCGGUAUGCAAGAGCUACACCUUUACGGCAACGAGAGAAACCUCCUGACUGCAUACUUCAACAUUGGUAUCAUUUUGGGUACUAUCCCAGCACAGAUGAUCCAGUUGAAGUAUGUUCGCCCUUCUAUUUGGAUACCGGCGUGCGAACUUGGGUGGUCUGCAUUGACAAUGGUCAUGGCGAGCGCCAAAAACGUGGAAACGCUUCAUGCACUGCGCUUCUCUAUAGGACUCCUCGAGUCCUGUUCUUUUCACGGUUUUGCUAGCAUCCUGGGUAGUUGGUACGGCAAAACACAACUUGCGAAAUGCAUGGCUCUGUUCGAGCAGACUGCUGCUAUUGCUGGCAUGUUCAGUGGGUACCUCCAAGCUGGCCUUUACACUGGCAUGAAUGGGACUGCGGGACUUUCUGGCUGGAGGUGGCUCUUCAUCAUGGAUGGCGUUAUCUCAAUUCCGAUUGCUUUUUAUGGAUUCUUUGCGCUUCCUGACUUGCCACAUAAUACCAGACAGAGCCUUCUAUCUCUCGAAAGAGGUAAGCUUGGUCGUUUCGCGGGCUUUCUUGAGUCCACCAUCCAAGUUAACUCUCAAGGGUAUAAGGAUAUAUACACUUCGUGGCAGCUUUGGGCCUUCAUUCUUCCCUACCUCAUGGUGGCUGAAGCUGGUUCUGGUACCGGUUACUUCAACCUCUACCUCAAGUCUGAGGGCUAUAGCGUGGUUAAAACGAACAUCCUGCCGAAUAUAGGAAACGCGAUGCAGAUCGUCGCUGCCUUCACAGUGGGCUGGCUGUCAGAUGCCACGGGUAGUCGUGUGUUGACAGUGGUGUUCGUGCAGGCCCUAGUUCUUGUCUUGAAUAUUAUACUGUCGAUAUGGAAUGUCCCCAAGGCGGCAUUGCUCGCGGCCUUCUAUCUGAGCUACACGGGUGGUGCGGCUCAGCCAAUUGUCAUCAGCUAUGGACAUGAGAUCACGCAAUGGAAUGCGAAUCUUCGACAAUUGCUAGUCGCUACGGGAAACAUUUUUACCUACACUUUCAGUGCUUGGAUGCCCGUGGUGCUAUUUCCGACAUAUGACGCUCCCAAGUAUAAAUACGGUUACCAGAUAUUGAUUCUCUUCGGGUUACUGGCUGUUGCGGGUAUUUUACUUCUUGACUACCUCUACAAGAGAGACUUGUAUGUAAAAUUCCGAGCAGUAUUACAUGAAGUAUCGUUAGAAGAGAGCUGA
Molecule: messenger RNA, 1449 nt
Organism: Colletotrichum phormii
Lineage: Eukaryota; Fungi; Ascomycota; Sordariomycetes; Glomerellales; Glomerellaceae
Product: pantothenate transporter
Exons: 7
Coding region: 1-1449 (482 amino acids)
Biological process (GO): transmembrane transport
Cellular component (GO): membrane
Molecular function (GO): transmembrane transporter activity
Source: RefSeq, a predicted model, not a curated record